This is a messenger RNA of Linum trigynum, 4069 nucleotides long. The record is from the annotation of a GenBank genome assembly. Lineage: Eukaryota; Viridiplantae; Streptophyta; Magnoliopsida; Malpighiales; Linaceae.
UAUUAGGGCUGUCAGUCGGUUUUCGGUUAACCAAAAAUUCGAUUUUCGGUUUAACCGAAAAUUUGAUUUUCGGUUAAACCAAGCAACCCCCUAGCACUACCGACUGGCGCGUUUUACACGGUCACUGCCUUACUGACCGGUCGGUUAUCGGUUAUAACCGCGGUUAGCUGAAUUAAAUUUAAAAAAAUAAAUAAAAAAAAAAGAAAUCGCCACACAUUUUCGUCCUUAUCUUCGUCUUCUUCUCGCCUCACCCAAAAAGAAAACCCACGUCUUUUCUUCUCCCCUCUCUCUGUCUUGCCUCUACUAACCGUCUAAUCUUCCAUCUCCAAGCCUCUUCUUCUCCCCUCUCUCUCCCAACCAAAACCAUUCUUUUUUUCUCUCUCUCAGCCAAAUUCAAUUCCCAUUCUCUUCUUCUCUGAACACAUGGAGAUAUGGACAAAGACCACUUUUCUUUUCCUUCUCACUUUCGCGCCCGCGGUUCAUCUGCUCGGGGACGGCGACGACGGAUGGACGGUAAAGAGGAAGGAUGGAGGCGGCAGUGCGAGGCGACGCGAUGAGGACGGGAUCUGGGCAGCGGCGAGGAAGGGAUCUAGACGGGUGCGACGCGAUGAGGAAGGAUCUGCAUGGCGGUGAGGAGGAAGGCGGCGGCCGUGAGGCGACGAGGAAGGGAGCUGGGCGGCGGCCGUGACUUGUGAGGGUGAGGGUCUGAUGAGGGGAUUAUAGGGUUUCAGAGUGGGGUUAAGGGUUUUAUAUGUCGUUUUUUUUUUUGCAGGGAUGGCAAUAUAUGAGGGUUGGUCGGUUUGGGUCGGGUUUUUCGGAUAACCGCGGUUAAUAAUCGUCGGUUACUCGGUUAUCCGAAGCUUUUUAUUCUCCUUCGUGCACCGACCGAAGUAAUUUUAGUCUCGGUUUUCGGUUAGCCGAAAACCGGUCAGUUCGGUUGUAACCGACGGUUAUCCGCUAACCGGAAACCGAACUGCCAGCCCUACUUACUAUAAAGCUUAUGACAUGAUUAGAUGUUUUUUCGUUGGUUGAAACGAAGAGAGAUGACAGGUUGAGAGAAACGAAAUGGAGCGGAAUAAGAGGUGAAGGUCAACAACCGGGUACGGUGCUCACAAUCGAUUUGUGAGAAAUUGUUGACCGUGAUUAUUAUGAGUUGAAUUCGAAUCGGACUGUUGCACCCUAGCCCCAAUCACGUGUCCAAAAUAUUCCAAAACCACAACCCUAGAGCACGGUUAAACUGUGCCGAAGUUAAAUCAGUUUCGAUCCAUAUUUCUUGUAUUGGGCUUUAGUUUUUUCAUGAAUCUUACUACUCAAAUAUUAGUGACCCAAGCCCGCAGGUAAUUGAGAAGGAAAAACAAGACGAAGAGUGGGCAGCAUCUCUUCAUCUUCUCUUCCCCAAUUCUGCACAUAGCUCUGCAAAUAGCUUCUACCUUACCAACCCCUCGAAUCUCUCUCGUGAUUCAUUUUUUACCUGCAUAGACCGGCGAUUCGUUAUCUUCCCUAACCGAACUGGACUGACUUCACGGCUACGUGUUGUAUGGUUUUCUUGGCGUGGUGGAGCCCUCCACGUGGAGCUUCUUUCAGUGCGUGGAGGCUGUUUGUGAAAAUGUCAAGCCGAGAGAAUUAUCGCAUACCGGCGGGAGAUUUCAAUCGACCUAGCUUCUUAGGAGAACUUCAAGCUUGGUGAAAAUUCAAGUGAAAGAAGUGAGCAGCUAGUCGAAUUUCAGAACAAUGUCGUACAGUCCGAGGCUUGUUUCGAGAAGUAAUUUGUGGCGCACUUUUAUCAGACACUCUUCCGUGUCAACUGUGACAGAGCAUCCCAGGAAGCUAAAGAGAUCUGAAAGGAAGCCGUGGGUGACGACUGACGAGUGUGAAUGAGCUCAAGCGGAAGGCGAGACUAGAGAGGGAAGAGAAACAAUCGGCGCGGGAACAAAUCUUGCGGCCGCCUGAGAAUGGGCUAUUGGUCAAAGAACUGAUCCCUGUUGCUCAUCAAGUUUAUGCCGCCACAGCUGAAUUGUUGAGUUGCGCCUCAAAUGUUGCGAAGACCUUAGCUUUGUAUUCCUGCAGGUAAAAUUGUUCACAGAUGAUGCAUGGUGGGUGAAUUUCCCUUGAGAGUUUUCUUUGUGUGUGAUCCCAACUUCUUUAUUUAUGCAGUGUUUGUGGAGAAGUUCAUGUAGGCCAUACUCCUCACAAGAUUAGGACUUGUGACGGAGUGGGCAGCCUGAAGAACAAAGAGCACAGAUGGAUGAAGGGAGGUGUUGAACAGAUUUUGCCUCUAGUCGAAUCUUUCCAUCUGUAUGACAGACUUGGAAGAGCUGUGUCUCAUGAUGAGCAGCUCAUAGUCGACCGGAUUCCGGCAGUUGUUGAAUUGUGUGUCCAAGGAGGUGUCAACAUUCCAGAGUACCCAACAAGAAGAAGGACCUUCCCUGCCUAUAGUGUUGCUGGUAGAAUUAUAGAUUUCGAGCGCAGGUUCCCCAAGGAAGAAGACACACCAGGCAAAGACAUCAAUACUAGUGGCUUUUGGGAGAAGAGGAAAUACCCAGUUGAGGUGACCGAGCCUGCAGACGCCAAAUAUGUCAACUUAGGAGAGGUUGCGAUUCGAGGAAUGGAAUCAUGGGAGGUAAUGCGAUCAGGGAUCCGGAAACUCAUAAGUGAGUAUGCUGUUCAUACUUGCGGAUAUUGCCCUGAGGUUCAAGUUGGACCCAAGGGUCACAGAGUAAGGAACUGCCAAGCUUUCAAGCACCAGAUGAGGGAUGGUCAGCAUGCAUGGCAGGAGGCUACUGUUGAUGAUUUGGCUCCCCCGGUCUAUGUAUGGCACGUUCGUGAUCUCAAUAGCCGCGAGCCUAUGGCAAAUGAUCUGCGGAGGUAUUAUGGCAUGUUGCCCGCGGUCGUGGAACUUUUCGCCCAGGCUGGUGGAAGGGUGAGCGGGGAUUGCGCUAGUUUGAUGAGGGAAGACGUUGCAGUGCCUGAACUGGAAGAAAUGAAGCUAGCAGUUUAAAGAAUUGAGCUGAACCUGGCUGCGUUCUGGGUAUAUUCAGGCGGUGGAAGUGAUAGGAAGAUGGUGAUGACAAUGGUAGAGUGGGAAAUGACGAUAUCAGGAGAGACGCCAGUUGUCAUUUGGUUAUUUUUGGCUUGGUCUAUUUGUAGACCAAAUCAAAGGCUAUCCGCACAUAUAUGCCAUCAAGCGAGAAUUAAGGGCUACCGCCAUUGCCAGAGUCAUCUCCGAAUUUCCCUUGCUAUUAAAUUACCAUUCAAACAAUGGGUGAUCGAGUAAUCAGAGAUCAGGCUUCGUGAGAAGAUCAAGAUGGGAACCCCUUUCUUAAACCAGAUGAAGAAGCAAGCAUGUUCUUUCCUUCAAGACAAGUACAAAACUGCAAGGCUGGCUCUAACCGACGUUACCCCGAUAGAAUUGUGAGCCCUCUGCAUCUGCAAUGCCAAUGUAUGCUCUUUCUUUUGACACGACGAGUUUGGUCGUGAUUGUUAUAUAUGUUCAUCUUUGUGGUCAGGCUGACUGAGGAAGCAACAAACAGCGACCCAUGGGGUCCUGAUGCUAAAACCAUGACUCAAAUCGCCGUUGCUUCGUUUGGUGUCGAUGCUUAUUGGAGAAUCAUCGACAUUCUUCACAAAAGGUACGUACAUACGCUCGAAGUAUAUGGAUUUUCCCCAAAAUACUGAACUUUAUGUUAAAAAAAAUCCCAGAAUACCACAUACUAAAAAUUACCAAAAUACACAAGUUUGGUGUGGUUCGCUCGAGUAUCAAGCGAACUAUGUAUCUGGUCGCUGGAGAUCGGAGUGAACCACUCUAGAUUGCGGCAAAUGGGAUCAGUUAGGUGUAGAUAACGGAGCGUAAAGUCGUUUGAAGUUUCAACAUAUGUUAGGUGUAGACAUCGGUGAUUUGUUUAAAGAUUUUUGGGGCAAGAUCACUGGGCUCAUCAGUGAUCUGGUGGAUCGCUCCUGUAUGCCUCAAUAUGGGCUUAGUUUGCUUAGGUUUGUUGUUAUUUUGGGUAGAUCGCCCAGUUGUCCUGCGAACACCAUCUAGAUCACUUGACAAUACAGCGAACCAAAUAAA